This is a messenger RNA of Drosophila persimilis, 1678 nucleotides long. RefSeq names its product probable ATP-dependent RNA helicase DDX47 (gene pths). Lineage: Eukaryota; Metazoa; Arthropoda; Insecta; Diptera; Drosophilidae. Gene Ontology annotation, molecular function: nucleic acid binding; ATP binding; RNA helicase activity. Bases 39 to 1595 code for a protein of 518 amino acids. The record is from RefSeq and is a predicted model, not a curated record. The transcript has 3 exons.
GGACUGGUAUAUCUGCACCAUGAAAAUUUUUUAACAAAAUGUCGGAAACUUCAGAAGACGAGCAAGCGCAGUUGCAGACCAGUGACGAGGAAGAGCUUAGUGGAGAAGAGGAGGAGGGGGAAGACCAGAAUGAGGAGUCGGACAACGAAAAUGAUGUCAACGAAGUAGAUAGCGAGGACGAGGACGAGCCCGCAGCAAGUGGCUCCGAGUCGGACACUGCUGCACCAACUGAGGAUCAAAAGUUGACAUGGAAGGACCUUGGUCUGAACGACACGCUGUGCCAGGCAUGUGAUGAACUGAAAUGGAAGGCACCAUCCAAAAUCCAAAGAGAGGCGAUACCAGUGGCACUUCAAGGCAAGGAUGUGAUCGGCCUGGCCGAAACGGGCUCUGGCAAGACGGGAGCCUUUGCUCUGCCCAUUUUGCAUGCGCUACUGGAGAGCCCGCAGCGGUAUUUCGCGCUAGUGCUAACGCCCACACGUGAAUUGGCCUUCCAAAUAGGCGAACAGUUCGAGGCGCUUGGCAGCGGAAUUGGCAUUAAAUGCUGUGUGGUUGUGGGUGGCAUGGACAUGGUUGCACAGGGCCUGCAGCUAGCCAAGAAACCGCACAUAAUCAUUGCCACACCGGGCCGUCUGGUAGACCACUUGGAGAACAUGAAGGGCUUCAAUUUGAAGGCCAUCAAAUAUUUGGUCAUGGACGAGGCAGAUCGAAUUCUUAACAUGGAUUUUGAGGUGGAGCUCGACAAAAUACUAAAGGUAUUGCCACGUGAACGUCGCACAUUCCUGUUCAGUGCCACAAUGACCAAGAAAGUUAAGAAGCUUCAGAGGGCUUCAUUGAAAGAUCCCGUCAAAGUGGAGGUCUCUAACAAGUAUCAGACCGUAGAGCAGCUGCAGCAAUCGUACCUUUUCAUACCCGUCAAGUACAAGGAUGUAUAUCUAGUUCACAUACUCAACGAGCUGGCCGGCAAUAGCUUCAUGAUUUUCUGCAGCACCUGCAACAACACUGUGAAGACCGCCCUAAUGCUGCGAGCCCUGGGACUGGCCGCCAUUCCCCUGCAUGGGCAAAUGUCGCAGAACAAGCGUCUGGCGGCGCUCAACAAAUUCAAGGCCAAGAAUCGCUCCAUUCUAAUCUCCACAGACGUGGCUUCACGUGGCCUGGACAUUCCGCAUGUCGAUGUGGUCGUGAACUUUGACAUACCCACCCACAGCAAGGACUACAUUCAUCGAGUGGGGCGUACAGCUCGAGCGGGCCGCUCGGGCAAGGCCAUCACCAUUGUCAGCCAAUAUGAUAUCGAGCUGUAUCAGCGAAUCGAGCAUCUGCUGGGCAAACAGCUGCCGCUCUACAAGUGUGAGGAGGACGAGGUGAUGGCCCUGCAGGAGCGUGUGGCUGAGGCUCAGCGUACGGCGAAGCUGGAGCUGAAAGAUCUUGAGGACACCAAGGGCGGCAGGGGUCACAAGCGUGGGGGGGACAAUCACGAUGAUUCAGAGCACUUUGCGGGCGCGCGAAAGCGCAUGAAGCCAAUGGCCAAUGGGGGUGGGGGUAAGGGCAAGAAACCCUUUGCCAAGAAAAACUGGAACAAGGGAAAGCAGAAAAGAUAAUAAUACAGUAAUUUAUACAUAUUUAAGCCCCGUUUUAUUUAAUUGUCAUACAAUUCGGAAUACAAGAAAAUAAUCUAUUUGUA